CUCAGAUCAGCAAGUCGUCGUCAGUCAAUCGUUGGAAACGGUCGUGUAGACAACGUAAAGCGAAAGAAAACAAACAAGCGCUGAGAAUAGAGGAUUAUAUUUUAGCUUUUUUAAAGAAUUUUACAUUAAUUUGUGUAUCUUAAAAAAAAUCUCAACAUGCAAUUCAACAAUCGUGUUCUUUUGAAAAUUCUCGAAUUGGUUAUUGCCAUCGUUUGCAUUGUCCUUUGGGAAACAAGUGGCAAUUUCUCCAACAAUGCCCUGAUCGUUUGUGGUACCAUGGGUGGUUUCGCUGUGAUCUGUGGUGUCAUAUUAAUUGGCCAUGUCAUCAAUUCUGUAGUGGAAAAACGUAUUAACGGUCUAUUCUCCAUCAUUGGCUGUGUGUUGUUUGUUAUCUCUGGCGCCUUGAUCAUUGAUCAAUGGCAUGAUAGAUCCGAUCUCUUGUUCAAGGAAAGCAAACGCAAUGCCUUGGCUGCUGGAUCUCUGAUGAUCAUCAAUGGUGCUGUCUUCUUGAUGGACACCAUUUCCAUUUUCAGAACGUAAAUGUCUUGAUUCAUGUCCAUGCAUACCUAUGUACAUCAACGUGCGUAAAAUGUUUCAUGUUGUGUUUAAAAUUGAGAGAAUGUAGAAAAUGAGAUGUGUUUACCAUGAAUCCUCAUAAUCAGUGUUAUUUGUAUACAAACAAUAGUUGUAAGUUAUAUAUGUACCGAGUUUUUUUCUAAAAUGAAUUUGUCAACAAAAGGAACAAAUCACAUCAGUAUCGAAUCGCUUUUGGAAAAAAAUUGUAAAAACAACACAGAGAUUUUCUACCUCCCCAUAAUAUGAAUGUACCGAUAAGAAAAUCGUUUUUUUUUUUGAUAUGCAUUUACCUUUGUAAUAUUUUUUCUAUAGCCCCCUACGGCAAAUAAUGCUUUUUAUAUAUGUAUUAAAAAUUUAUAUAUAUAUAUAUAUAUUGUCAAUAAAGAUUUAUUUUGUACCAAAA
Molecule: messenger RNA, 979 nt
Organism: Stomoxys calcitrans (stable fly)
Lineage: Eukaryota; Metazoa; Arthropoda; Insecta; Diptera; Muscidae
Product: protein snakeskin
Exons: 3
Coding region: 157-540 (127 amino acids)
Biological process (GO): septate junction assembly
Cellular component (GO): membrane
Source: RefSeq, a predicted model, not a curated record